Clupea harengus (Atlantic herring) is the source of this 2219-nucleotide messenger RNA. RefSeq names its product guanine deaminase (gene gda). Gene Ontology annotation, molecular function: zinc ion binding; guanine deaminase activity. NCBI's taxonomy places the organism in Eukaryota, Metazoa, Chordata, Actinopteri, Clupeiformes, Clupeidae. Gene Ontology annotation, biological process: guanine catabolic process. Gene Ontology annotation, cellular component: cytosol. The record is from RefSeq and is a predicted model, not a curated record.
AACUUGGCAACUCACUGCGCAAGAAAUUCAAAGAAGUUAUGGAGCCUUCAAACGAAACCACCGUGUGCAAUCACCCUGUGAAGCACAUCUUCAGAGGAACAUUUGUGCACUCAACCCAGGACACUCCUCUUAAAAUACUAGAGGAUAAUGUUUUAGGAGUGGACGACGACGGAAAGAUUGCCUUCAUUGAAAGCGGUAAAGAUGUGGUUAGCCUUUCACACAAAUGGGGAUUUAAAGCCUCAGAUGUCAAACAACUGGAGCUACAUGAGUUCAUUAUGCCAGGACUCGUGGAUACACACAUCCAUGCAUCCCAGUACAGCUACACAGGCACAGCUCUGGACCUGCCACUUCUGCAGUGGCUCAACACCUACACGUUUCCUGUGGAGGCGAAGUAUAAAGACCUGACCUUCGCAGACAAUGUCUAUAACAAAGUUGUGAGAAGAACACUCAUGAAUGGCACCACAACAGCCUGCUACUUUGCUACCAUACACACAGAUGCCUCUCUACUGCUUGGUGAAAUUGCAAACAAGCUUGGACAGAGGGCAUUGGUUGGCAAGGUGUGCAUGAACUGUAACAACGCUGUUGAACACUACAAGGAGUCCACCGAAGAGUCCAGUGAGGAGACCAAACGUUUCAUCCACGAGCUCCUGAAAAAGAAGUAUCCCCACGUUAGACCUGUAGUGACCCCUCGCUUCGCCCUAUCCUGCUGUUCUGCUCUUAUGCGUGACUUGGGGGACAUCGCAAAGAACAACAACCUCCACAUUCAGAGCCAUAUCAGCGAGAACAAGGAGGAGUGUGAGGCGGUCAAACAGCUAUUCCCAGAAUUCGAGUCAUACACCGAUGUUUACCUGAAGCACAACCUCCUCACGGAUAAGACUGUGAUGGCUCACGGCUGCUACCUGUCUGAUGCGGAGCUUCAGGUCUUCCGUGACACUGGAGCCUCCAUCUCCCACUGUCCCAACAGCAACAUCUCGAUCUGCAGUGGUUUGCUGGAUGUUCGCAAUGUUCUAAACCAUAAAGUGAAAAUAGGACUGGGUACAGAUGUAGCUGGUGGCUACUCUCCCUCUAUUCUUGAUGCCAUACGGCGAGCGCUGGACUCAUCCAAAGUUCUCACCAUCCAAGACCCCAGCCACCAGACCUUGACCUUCGAGGAGGUCUUCAGGCUGGCCACGCUAGGAGGGAGCCAAGCCCUCUCCCUGGACUCGGAGACGGGGAACUUUGAAGUGGGGAAGGAUUUUGACGCCCUGCUCGUGAAUGUGUGCGCACCUGAAGGGCCGAUGGACAUAUGUGGUCCAGAGCCCCCUAAGGUCCUUCUGGAGAAAUUCCUGAAUUUAGGUGAUGAUCGCAACAUAAGGGAAGUGUACGUGGCUGGAAGAAGGGUUGUUCCAUUUGCAGAGACAGCUUCGUGUUAAAGCAGGGCUGCACUUCACCACUCUUCAGCGAUGACCUUAAAGGGGAACUUGCCUGUUUGUUUAUGUUUAAUGUUAAGUGAAAUGACCGUGAUGACAGUGACGAUCUUGUAAUGCUCUUGCGUUGAGGUUCCAUUAACUUAACAUCAAUGGAAAGCAAUAGUUAACAUCAAAGGAGCAUUAUUUACAGCAGUUAACAGCAUCACCUAAUGAUUCAUGUUAAUUCAGGGAAGCUUAAUGCAAAAUAGUACCAUAGCUCUAAACAUAAGCCUCAACUCAAAGUUGGUUCAGGAAACCCUUAAAUGACUCUUUCAAUUCCUACUGACACAAAAACAAAAGAUACGAAAGUAUUUCAAAUAAUCACAUGUAUAAGUCAUCACUAUCUGUAUUUUAAUGUAGACAAAAGGAGAAUUUGUGUUGGAAGUUCUCUAGUUCCCUUUAAACAUAAUAGGUUGAUUUAUAUUUUUUUGUAUACUCAGGUUGAUUUAAAAAUGAUCAUAAAUAAAUGACAGAUAUGGUGCACAUGUUUUAAGUAACAUGUUAUAUUUUCAGAUACUGUGCUAAUGCUCUAUUGUUAUGGCAAGUGCAAUCCUCAUCUAUCUUGUCUUAUUUUUUUUUGCUUUGUUUAUUUGCUCAAGUGUAAUGUUGUAAUUCAUUGCUUUAAAACAUGUAUAUUUGAUAUGAUUGAAAUGGAAAACCAAAUAGGCUAAUACUACUUCUGUUUCUUUAAAACUGUUUUUUUUUUACCGUGUCAAUGUAGGGACGAUAUACCAGUAACUUUCAAAUAAACCAAAGUUUAAACUAACUUUA